Lampris incognitus (smalleye Pacific opah) is the source of this 1003-nucleotide messenger RNA. It is a transcript of the gene pih1d1, whose product is annotated as PIH1 domain containing 1. Bases 65 to 919 code for a protein of 284 amino acids. NCBI's taxonomy places the organism in Eukaryota, Metazoa, Chordata, Actinopteri, Lampriformes, Lampridae. The transcript is spliced from 11 exons. Gene Ontology annotation, biological process: box C/D snoRNP assembly; rRNA processing. Gene Ontology annotation, cellular component: R2TP complex; cytoplasm; ribonucleoprotein complex. The record is from RefSeq and is a predicted model, not a curated record.
UGCAGAAGCGCCGGCAGGCCGCGUCAAAUGCGCACGUAAAAAAAGGUGUCUACUACCCGCAGGCAUGGCGACAGACUCCUCCCUCCUUAACGCUGAACUGGAGAAGCAGCAGGAUGAGGAGCUCUACCAGCAGCUGCUGUUGCAGACAAUGGGGAAGAUGCCGAGUGAAAGCCCAGACUCAAAGGUGAUACGACCGCAGCCGGGGAUGUGUGUGAAAACCGUAUCACAGCUGGACAAGCAGAAAGUCUUCGUCAACAUCUGUCAAUCAAAUUUAGUCCCGCCCCCUCCAGAACUUUCCAGGGAGGAGCUUGUUGAGCUGCUCCAAUCAGAAGACCCCACCGGCUAUAGAGUUCCCAUGAGCCUCGGCGAGCCGCACAUAGAGACGGACAACAGCUCCCAGGGCUGCUCAGCCUAUGAUGUGGUCAUCAACCAAGAGUUCUUCCAGAAGUGUCAGAAGGAUCCCCUGUUCCAGCAUUUCGUCAUCCUGGUGUCUUUGGAGGGACUAGAAAACAAAUACAACCUGGAGCUGAGCCGAGACUGGAAGGUUCUGAAGAACAGGAAGUUCUUUGGCUCUGUGAUGGAGCAGAACAUCCGGAUGAAGAGAAGACCUGUGAUUGAAGAACUGAAAGCUCAAGAGAAGCCCGCUGCUACAGCCAAACGACCAGUGUUCACUCUGCUGGUGGAGCCCCCUGUUGGUGACCCACAGUACCUCGUAGCAGAGAUCCAACUACCCGGAGUGUCUUCAUCUCGUUCUUUGGUUCUGGAUGUAGGAGAGGAUCGCCUGGUGCUGAAUGCUCGUCCAUCGCUCUUCCACCUGGACAUCUUUCAUCCUUUCUUCAUUGACCAGGCGAACAGCGUGGCCCAGUACAACACCAGCACACAGAUUCUGACAGUAACCAUGCCUGUGAGGUCCUCCUGAAGAACCCAAGUGAAUGUCCAAAUGAUUUGUCUUUCUUGAAGUGUGUAAGUUGUUAAAGAUAUUAAAGUUAUUUUCAAAAGCAAA